Molecule: messenger RNA, 579 nt
Organism: Metopolophium dirhodum (rose-grain aphid)
Lineage: Eukaryota; Metazoa; Arthropoda; Insecta; Hemiptera; Aphididae
Gene: Lamtor4
Product: ragulator complex protein LAMTOR4 homolog
Exons: 3
Coding region: 142-438 (98 amino acids)
Biological process (GO): positive regulation of TOR signaling; cellular response to amino acid stimulus
Cellular component (GO): Ragulator complex; lysosome
Molecular function (GO): guanyl-nucleotide exchange factor activity
Source: RefSeq, a predicted model, not a curated record
CAUAGAUUGACAAUUUAGUAUGGACUAUUCACGAUUAGAUAAACCUGUAUAACUGUUACACUAGCAUAAUAGGUACUUACUCUAAAUAAACUAAAAGGAUUUGGAUUAAAGUUAACCAGUGUAUUCAAAUAAUUAAGAAAGAUGGAAAGGAUCCCAGAGCAAAUGGGUUAUUUGAUCAUGACGAUGGACGGGGCUGUGAUUUCCUCCGGUGGUGAUUUAGAGAAUAAUGAAAAAAUUGCUGACAUCAUAUCGAAAACAAUUAGCACAAGUAAAAGCUUAUACGUGCCCGAUGAACAAUUCCAGAACAUGUCAAUUUUGUUUCAACAUUAUCAUUAUUCUGUUUGUGUGUCAAAUAAGAAAAUCCACGUUUCCAAAAUUAGACAUGAUCCCAAUGCAUUAGAAAAUGAUGAAGUCAGAGUGGUUACCGAAGGUUCUUGAUUGGAAAAACUAGUAUUAUUUUUAUAUUUUAAAGUACAUGAUACAAAUAUCUAGGGUAUGUGAUUACUAUUAUAUAAGUACUACCAUUUGAUAUACAAAGUUAAUAAUUUUUCAAAUGUAUUAAAUUUAUUAUAAUAUUUA